This is a messenger RNA of Girardinichthys multiradiatus, 3886 nucleotides long. RefSeq names its product protein arginine N-methyltransferase 8-B-like. Bases 281 to 1498 code for a protein of 405 amino acids. Lineage: Eukaryota; Metazoa; Chordata; Actinopteri; Cyprinodontiformes; Goodeidae. The record is from RefSeq and is a predicted model, not a curated record. Gene Ontology annotation, cellular component: plasma membrane. Gene Ontology annotation, molecular function: protein-arginine N-methyltransferase activity. Gene Ontology annotation, biological process: peptidyl-arginine methylation. The transcript is spliced from 10 exons.
CUCCGAGUCCUCCCACACUGAGUCCUCCCUCUAAAACAACCUGUUUUCACAUUCACUCUAUGGAACAUAAAGAACAUUUCACCUUGCUUAUAUUAACCGCAUAACUUCCAAACUUUUGUAUAGACGAAGAUAGAUGAACCUGAAACGAUUAUUGUCAUGACUUUAUUCAUCUUUAAACGCCCUGAAUUUAUAUGUUGCGAGCCUUUUUGUUCUUUUUGACACGUCUUUACUACGAUUCUAGACACUUAAAAGAGUUUUUGCCUAAAUCUCGCCGGCUCUCAUGGGACUGAGGCAUUCGUCGCGGUGUUUGCUGCUACGGCGGAAGAUGGCGGAGGCGGACAGCUCGGAGAGACAACAGCCUGUCAAGUCCCCUCUUUCCCAAUCUGCACAGCCCUCCCCUCUGCCGAAACCAGUGCCUACUACCCAUCAUGUGCCGUGCAUUCCUCACACGCCUCAUGUAGCAGUGCUUGCCACCUGUCCUGGACGAGGCAAGAUUGCCAAGUUCAUAAGCCCGGAGGAAAUGACAUCAAGGGACUACUACUUUGACUCUUAUGCCCACUUUGGCAUCCAUGAGGAGAUGCUGAAAGACGAGGUGCGGACACUGUCCUACCGCAAUGCCAUGUACCACAACAAGCAUGUGUUCAAGGAUAAAAUCGUCCUGGAUGUUGGCAGUGGCACAGGGAUCCUCUCUAUGUUUGCUGCCAAUGCCGGUGCCAAACAUGUGUACGGGAUCGAAUGCUCAAGCAUAUCUGAAUAUUCAGAGAAGAUUAUCAAGUCUAAUCACCUACACAACGUCAUCACCAUCUUCAAAGGCAAGGUGGAGGAGGUAGAGCUACCCGUGGAGAAGGUGGACAUCAUUGUCUCGGAGUGGAUGGGUUACUGUCUCUUCUAUGAGUCCAUGCUGAACACUGUCAUUUUCGCCAGAGACAAAUGGCUGAAACCUGGAGGCCUGAUGUUCCCAGACAGAGCAGCUCUCUAUGUGGUAGCUAUUGAAGAUAGGCAGUACAAGGACUUCAAGAUUCAUUGGUGGGAAAACGUAUAUGGGUUCGACAUGAGUUGCAUUCGCAAUGUUGCCAUCAAAGAACCUCUGGUGGAUGUGGUUGAUCCAAAGCAGGUGGUGACUAAUGCCUGCCUCAUAAAGGAGGUGGACAUCUACACUGUGAAGCCAGAGGACUUAUCCUUCACCUCAGCUUUCUGUCUACAGAUCCAGCGCAAUGAUUAUGUUCAUGCGUUGGUCACUUAUUUCAACAUAGAGUUCACCAAAUGUCACAAGAAGACUGGCUUCUCCACUGCUCCAGAUGCUCCCAGCACACACUGGAAGCAGACUGUGUUUUAUUUAGAGGACUACCUGACUGUCAAGAAAGGAGAAGAAAUCUUUGGCAGUAUCACUGUUAGACCCAAUGAGAAGAAUGUGCGCGACCUGGAGUUCACCUUUGAGCUAGAUUUUAAAGGACAACUAUGUGAAGCUGCUAUUUCUCACGACUAUAAAAUGCGUUAGCAGCACACAAAGGCACCGGUGAGGAGCUGCCCCAAGCCCACCUGGACACAACUGGAGAGGGGGUGGAGGCCGAUAGGUUGUCUGGAAAGCAUUCCAGUAAAUCAGGGUGGGAAGUAAAGGGGACAUCUUACAGGAUGACAUCUAGUCUGCAUCUAAAUGACGCAAUCAGAAUGAGCAUAGAUUCGUCUCUCAGCAAUAGUGCCAUCACAGAUAGCACCGGUCAGAAGUUUACAUGCAGUCAUCAUGGGUGGGAGUACCAUUACUUUUUCCACGGAGGCCAAAUAACACAAAAUAUAAAACACCAUUUUUCUUUUGGAAAACAAGAACUAGUCACACAAAAUUUUAAUUUAUUAUAGACCUCAUAUUGUCAACACCAGGUCAAAAUUACACAGACAGGCUCUGAUAUUUACAUACAGCCCUACAAAGUUUUAGAUAAAUAUCCUUUAGCAAGUUGCAGACAAACCAUUCCAGAAGCUUAAUGUUAGUCUACAUUGCCCAUUUCCAAAUCAGUUUGCAUGUGUUUAGGAUCACUGUUCUGUUUGAACACCCAAUAAUGUCCAAGCUGAACCCUCUGACUUAAACUGACACUUACGGUUAAAAAAGAUAUAGGCUACACUGUUCAAGGACAUCCAAGCUAUAAAUUGGAAGAUGCUGAAACACCAAUGUUACUGUCAACAGUAUUGGGUGUUUAACAUUACCAGCUCCAAAACUGUUGACUGAAAUUUGAAGCUGAUUACGUGGAUGAGGAAAAUACCUUUUAAAAUGAUCAGACAAAAUAAAUAUUAAGCUAUUUUGUGACAAUGACAACAAGAAUUUGUCAAGGAGUCAAAAACACUGUACCAACUGCCAAGCAUGGUGGUGGCAGCAUUAUACUCAGGGACUAUUUCCUUCAUUUGCACUGGUGCAUUGCACAAAGUGAAUUAAAUAACUGAAGGAGGAAUAUCUGCUAUAUCUUUAACUUCACCUCAAAUCAAAAGCGAGACAGUUGAAACUUGGACACAAUUAGGUGUUUAAACAGUGUAACGAUCCAUAACACACAAAUCAAAACUGGAUUUGAAAUGGAUACAGCAGUCUCACAUUAGGUUUUAAGAAUGGCACUGACCUAAACCCUACUGAAAAUAUCUGGACAAUGGUAAAAAGCUGGGUCUGUGCAGAAAAAACUAAUUAAAAAGGAGUCUAUUUUUUCCCAUAAGAGGAAUGUUUAAAUAUCCAGACAGAAUUAUGCCACAAGCUUGGUGAUGUCUAUAAGAAGUGUAUUGUUUCUCUGCAACUUGUGAUGACAUCUAUUCAAAUUAUGGAUAUAUAUAUAUAUAUAUAUAUAUAUAUAUAUAUAUAUAUAUAUAUAUUUGAACCUGUUUAUAUAAUUUUGACCUAGUGCAGUUUAAAGAAAAUCUGCAAUUAAUUUAAACUUGCUCUAUAUUGUUAUUGUUCUAAUAAAUAAUUAAAAGUCCCAGAAUAAUACACAUUAAUGCUAAAGAUGUGCAUAUGUAAACUUCUGACAUGAACAGUAUGAACAACUGCAACCCACUGUUGAAUGUUAACAGCAAACAAAACAAUUGUUCUCAUUCUUAGAUUUUUUUUGUUUAAUAUGAGACACAAAACAUUGGAAUAAUUAUUUACUGUGUGCAAAUUGGAAAACGUAUAUGUGAUUUUACAAGUUUAGGUGUCUGUGUGGAAAAUAGCAUUAUAUGUAAAGCUGUCUCUAGGUUUACUGAUCAACUUUGUGGUUUCAGAUAUUAUUAUUGUUUGGAAAACAAGUAUUUUAAAAUCAAUCUGGAGCACAUCUGGUGCAAAAAUAUAUUAUUUUUUAAUGGAGUGUAACAAUAAUGAGUUAUUAUUAUGCCAUCUGCAUCUCAUUUGGCCCAUUAUCCUCAAGUAAGCAUUAUUACAUUAUUAGUUAAUUAAAAAUGAACAUGAUAUAUUGAAUUGUCAAAAUAAUAAUGUCAAAUUAAACAACAAAAAAGAGCAAAACAAAACUUUGUGCCAGUGUAAUCAUUGUUUAUACCCUUUUUCCAAUCUUAUAAGCAAUAAUAUGAUUUGUUAACCAAGAGGCUGGAUUUGCAUUUGACUCCACAGACAAGCUCUGUAGUUGCAUUGUAUAGAAAGUACAGUGAGUGAUUGUGAUUCAUUAUUCCCCGUCUGCAUGUGGAAUUUUGGGUUGUUUUUUUUUGGGGUGGGGAAUCAAUUCUAGUGACACAGAAAAUGUUGCUUCACAUAUGUUUUUUAUUGGCCCUAAUUUAGAACAAGAUGUGCUGUGGCCUCAGAAUAAAGCAGGACAAUUUCUAAGACAAGAAACAAACACUGAUGCAAUAUGAAGAUGAGCUGAACAAUGAAAAUUGAAAAAGACAUAAAUUUGGAAGUAACGAUGAAUAAAAUGUGAAAUAAUUA